Messenger RNA from Oncorhynchus kisutch (coho salmon), 7670 nucleotides. RefSeq names its product rho GDP-dissociation inhibitor 2. Lineage: Eukaryota; Metazoa; Chordata; Actinopteri; Salmoniformes; Salmonidae. Gene Ontology annotation, cellular component: cytosol; membrane; cytoplasm. The transcript has 6 exons. The record is from RefSeq and is a predicted model, not a curated record. Bases 661 to 1332 code for a protein of 223 amino acids. Gene Ontology annotation, biological process: Rho protein signal transduction. Gene Ontology annotation, molecular function: Rho GDP-dissociation inhibitor activity; protein binding.
GGUUUAGCUACUUCUGUCUGAGAAUCGAUAGCUAUCGUCUGUAUACUGGAAUGGCAUCUCCCUUAGCAUCUCUAACUAAAUACAAAUAGGAAUUAACAUUUCUACUUUAGCAUCUUAAGCUAACUGAAUAUGAUUUUCAAAAUUAGCCGUUAGCAUUUCCAAUAUAAAUCAAUAGAGGACUUAGCAUUUAGUCAAUGACAUCAUCGGGUGUCACUAUGCUACCGUGCUAGCUUACACAUUUUGUAGGGAGCCGGCACAGACACUCCUCUCUCUCUCUCUCUCUCUUUCUCUCUCUCUCUCUCUCUCUCUCUCUCUCUCUCUUUUCUCUCUCUCUCUCUCUCUCUCUCUCGCUCUUUUUCUCUCUCUCUCUCUGACUCGCUCUCUCUCCUUCACAGACGCUCUAUCCCUCUCAUCCCCACCUACACCCAAGGAUUCUCCCUCUCUCUCUCUCUCUCUCUCUCUCUCUCUCUCUCUCUCUGUCGAUAUCUGUCCUUUUAGGAGAAGAAGGGAUGCUUGUUUCUUCAUUCCUCUGUUUAAAAGGACUCUUUUUGAUACUGCUGACUUGAAACCGUUUGCGUGCUGGUUACUUUGCCCUACCUGUGGAGGAUCCCGGUAGUCAGCCAGCCUCUGGAGCCCAGUGUAGCCCCAGCAGCAGCCACCAUGCUGGGCUUGGAUGUGUGUGAGUUUGGGGGUCAGGUUCUGGAGCUUCUCUGGCUAACCAUGUGUUACCAAGGUUUGAUGGCGGAUAAGGAGGAGAAGCCUGUGGGAGAGGAGGACGAUGAGACAGACCUGAACUACACUCCACCAGCCCAGAAGAGCCUGCAGGAGAUACAGGAACUAGACAAGGAUGAUGAGAGUCUCAGGAAAUACAAACAGACUCUACUAGGAGCUGGACCAGUGGUGGCAGACCUGACCAUUCCCAAUGUCCAGGUCACCAGACUGACCCUGAUGUGUGACCAAGCACCUGGCCCCAUCACCAUGGACCUCUCAGAUGACCCGGAGGCCCUGAAGAAGAAGAGUUUCACCAUGAAGGAAGGAGUGGACUACAGAGUGAAGAUACACUUCAAGGUUAACAGGGAUAUUGUGUCUGGGCUGAAGUACGUCCAUCUGACCUACAGGAAAGGAAUCAGAGUGGACAAGGCGGUGUACAUGGUGGGCAGCUACGGGCCGCGGGUGGAGGAGCACGAGUUCAUGACCCCGGUGGAGGAGGCGCCCAAAGGCAUGAUUGUCAGAGGCAGCUACCACAUCAAGUCCCACUUCACCGACGACGACAAGACCGACCACCUCUCCUGGGAGUGGAACCUGGGGAUCAAGAAGGACUGGGAUGAAUAGAGAGGAGCCUCAUUUCUCUCUCCCUCCUUCCCUCUCCCUGUGUCUCCACCUCUCCCUUCCUUCCUUCUCUCUCCCGUCUCCCCCACUUUCAUCCCUCCUUCCUCCAUCAAGAAGGACUGGGAUGGAUAGAGACCUCAUCCUCUCCAUGCUUCCCUCUCCCCUUGUCUCCCCUCUCCCUCCUUCUCUCCCUCUUCAUUUAGAAGGACUGGGAUGGAUAGAGACCUCAUCCCUCUCCCCAUGCAUCCCUCUCCCCAUGUCUCCCCUCUCCCUCCUUCUCUCCCUCUUUAUUUAGAAGGACUGUCUCUCCCUCUUUCUUCCUCCCCCCUCCUCUCCCUCCAAGGCCCACCUGUAUAAUAGUAAAAGACAGAGGCCGGUAUGAAAGGUGUAAACAGGAAGUUAGGUUAGGCACGGUCUAGAGACAGAGAGGAUGUUGUCAAAAACCAAACCAGUAUACAUCAUAGUAGACAACUGAACAUCGUGGGCUACAAACCAAAAUGGCCCCCUAUUCCCUAUAUAGUGCACUACCCGCAGGGCUCUGGAUAAAAGUAGUGCACUAUGUAGGGAAUAGGGGGCCAUUUUGGGAGGCAGGAGGUAUGUUAGAAUGUUUGACAACAGCGUGUCUCAUGCUCCUCAAGAAGUUACCAUCUUCUAAGUCCUACAUCUAUAAUGACCAUCUUCUAAGUUAUAGUUCUAGAAUGACCAUCUUCUAAGUCCUACAUCUAUAAUGACCAUCUUCUAAGUUAUAGUUAUAGAAUGACCAUCUUCUAAGUUAUAGUUCUAGAAUGACCAUCUUCUAAGUUAUAGUUCUAGAAUGACCAUCUUCUAAGUUAUAGUUCUAUAAUGACCAUCUUCUAAGUUCUAGAUCUAGAAUGACCAUCUUCUAAGUCCUACAUCUAGAAUGACCAUCUUCUAAGUUCUAGAUCUAGAAUGACCAUCUUCUAAGUCCUACAUCUAUAAUGACCAUCUUCUAAGUUAUAGUUCUAGAAUGACCAUCUUCUAAGUCCUACAUCUAUAAUGACCAUCUUCUAAGUUAUAGUUCUAGAAUGACCAUCUUCUAAGUCCUACAUCUAGAAUGACCAUCUUCUAAGUUCUAGAUCUAUAAUGACCAUCUUCUAAGUCCUACAUCUAGAAUGACCAUCUUCUAAGUCCUACAUCUAGAAUGACCAUCUUCUAAGUCCGACAUCUAUAAUGACCAUCUUCUAAGUUAUAGUUCUAGAAUAACCAUCUUCUAAGUCCUACAUCUAUAAUGACCAUCUUCUAAGUUAUAGUUCUAGAAUGACCAUCUUCUAAGUUAUAGUUCUAUAAUGACCAUCUUCUAAGUCCUACAUCUAGAAUGACCAUCUUCUAAGUUCUAGAUCUAUAAUGACCAUCUUCUAAGUCCUACAUCUAGAAUGACCAUCUUCUAAGUCCUACAUCUAGAAUGACCAUCUUCUAAGUCCUACAUCUAGAAUGACCAUCUUCUAAGUCCUACAUCUAGAAUGACCAUCUUCUAAGUCCGACAUCUAGAAUGACCAUCUUCUAAGUCCGACAUCUAGAAUGACCAUCUUCUAAGUCCUACAUCUAGAAUGACCAUCUUCUAAGUCCUACAUCUAGAAUGACCAUCUUCUAAGUCCUACAUCUAGAAUCUCAUUUCUGUUACUGUGUCUUUCAGUUGCCUCCUGUCUCUGUUAUACUUGACACACCUGAGCUGUUAUUGGAUUCAUGUAAAACAACAUGGUUUCACUCUGUCUGGAGGAGCGUUACCAUGGUAACAUAUCAACAGACAACUGUUGUUUUCUCAGGUUUGUCCGCUAUAAUUUCUCUAUUUUUCCAAUGCUGCUUGAAUGUCAAUACCCCAAAAUGUCUGCCUCUUUGCCUAUUGAGAGAGUUGCUCUUUAAAAGAUAACGUCAUUCACCAUGUAUCAACCAUCUUCCAUUAAACAUCAUGUAAACAUUCCGAGGAGGCCUGUUGUCUGGCUAUGAUGAAGAAAAUGUGAUUGUGAUGCGUACAAUAUGUUCUGGAGUAGUCGCUACAGAAUACAGCCCAACGGAAGUAGCCUACACAGUGUCUUUACCUCCCUGGCAGGUUAGUGAUCCUGAGACAUAUCUAUACAGUACAGUAGAGGGUCAACUGGGUUUGAGGUUUAGUAUCUGUAAUGGGCGCCACUGUUAGCACCCAAAGUAUCAUGACAUGAUUAUUCCAGUCAGAAUGUAAAUUAGAAUGUUAUGAUGGUGAUUGGUUAGCCUGGGUAUAUCAGUAUGCUUGGACCAUCAUGUCACUCCUUGCCACUUCCUGGCAUCCAAACAUGACAAUGAAUGGAAUGAUGGCACAACACUGAUCUGGGAGCAGCAGGUUAGACACUGAUCUGGGAGCAGCAGGUUAGACACUGAUCUGGGAGCAGCAGGUUUAGACACUGAUCUGGGAGCAGCAGGUUAGAAACGGAUCUGGGAGCAGCAGGUUAGACACGGAUCUGGGAGCAGCAGGUUAGACACUGAUCUGGGAGCAGCAGGUUAGACACUGAUCUGGGAGCAGCAGGUUAGACACUGAUCUGGGAGCAGCAGGUUAGACACUGAUCUGGGAGCAGCAGGUUAGUGUUUGGUGCCAGUGGUUAGUUUGCUGAAGUGUAGUGUAUAUCUGUUGCUCGUCACUGUCCCCCUUUAACACCAAGCAUGAGGCCUAAAGGCAGCGAUGGACUCGGGUAACGAACUACUGAAACAGAAGAGAACCCCGUUCUAUCUACGACGUGACCCGUUUUGUCCUGUCAAACUCAGUGGAUGAGGUCUUCGAGAUUUGAUCGAUCCUGCCCCCCACCCAAAAACGUCAAGACGUCCUUGUCACUAUUGUGUGAAGUCUUAUGGUGUUGUAAGUGUCGAUGAUGAUGAUAUUGAUGAUAUUGAUGAUGAUGAUCAUGAUAUUGAUGAUGAUGAUCAUGAGAUUGAUGAUGAUGAUGAUGAUCAUGAGAUUGAUGAUGAUGAUCAUGAUAUUGAUGAUGAUCAUGAUAUUGAUGACGACGAUGAUCAUGAGAUUGAUGAUGAUGAUAUUGAUGAUGAUGAUGAUGAUGAUAUUGAUGAUGAUGAUCAUGAUAUUGAUGAUGAUGAUCAUGAUAUUGAUGAUGAUGAUCAUGGUAUUGAUGAUGAUGAUGAUGAUAUUGAUGAUGAUGAUCAUGAGAUUGAUGAUGAUGAUCAUGAUAUUGAUGAUGAUCAUGAUAUUGAUGACGAUGAUCAUGAUAUUGAUGAUGAUCAUGAUGAUGAUAUUGAUGAUAUUGAUGAUGAUGAUCAUGAUAUUGAUGAUGAUGAUCAUGAUAUUGAUGAUGAUGAUCAUGAUAUUGAUGAUGAUGAUCAUGAGAUUGAUGAUGAUGAUCAUGAUCAUGAGAUUGAUGAUGAUGAUGAGAUUGAUGAUGAUGAUCAUGAGAUUGAUGAUGAUGAUCAUGAGAUUGAUGAUGAUGAUCAUGAGAUUGAUGAUGAUGAUCAUGAUAUUGAUGAUGAUGAUCAUGAUAUUGAUGAUGAUCAUGAUAUUGAUGAUGAUGAUCAUGAUAUUGAUGAUGAUCAUGAUGAUGAUAUUGAUGAUGAUGAUAUUGAUGAUGAUGAUGAUCAUGAUAUUGAUGAUGAUGAUCAUGAUAUUGAUGGUGAUGAUCAUGAUAUUGAUGAUGAUCAUGGUAUUGAUGAUGAUGAUCAUGAUAUUGAUGAUGAGCAUGAUAUUGAUGAUGAUGAUAUUGAUGAUGCCAUUCUAAAUGGUGGCGAACCCAGAAGUAACUGUAACGUGGGCUUGUUGAGUGUUGCAUGGUUUCAGAUCUCUUUCUUUAAAGACUGUUUUACUGUCACGUUGUGAUUUUGAAAAGAAGAAAAAACAAUCUGCAGAUUGAAAUGGGUUGUCAAGGAUACCGCAGAUAUUUACAGGGAUUUGAUCAAAAAAUACCUUUGUUAUUACUACUGUGGCUGUGUUCCAAAUGGACUCUUAUUCACUUUAUAAUGUGUUAACCUGCACCCAUAGAGAGUCAUUCUGUUAACCUGGACCCAUAGAGAGUCAUUCUGUUAACCUGGACCCAUAGAGAGUCAUUCUGUUAACCUGGACCCAUAGAGAGUCAUUCUGUUAACCUGGACCCAUAGAGAGUCAUUCUGUUAACCUGGACCCAUAGAGAGUCAUUCUGUUAACCUGGACCCAUAGAGAGUCAUUCUGUUAACCUGGACCCAUAGAGAGUCAUUCUGUUAACCUGGACCCAUAGAGAGUCAUUCUGUUCCCUUUAUACCCUUUAUAGAGUGUUAACCUGGACCCAUAGAGAGCCAUUCUGUUCCCUUUAUAGUGUGUUAACCUGGACCCAUAGAGAGUCAUUCUGUUAACCUGGACCCAUAGAGAGUCAUUCUGUUCCCUUUAUAAUGUGUUAACCUGGACCCAUAGAGAGUCAUUCUGUUCCCUUUAUAAUGUGUUAACCUGGACCCAUAGAGAGUCAUUCUGUUAACCUGGACCCAUAGAGAGUCAUUCUGUUCCCUUUAUACCCUUUAUAGAGUGUUAACCUGGACCCAUAGAGAGCCAUUCUGUUCCCUUUAUAGUGUGUUAACCUGGACCCAUAGAGAGUCAUUCUAUUCCCCUUUAUAGAGUGUUAACCUGGACCCGUAGAGAGUCAUUCUGUUCCCCUUUAUAGUGUGUUAACCUGGACCCGUAGAGAGUCAUUCUGUUCCCCUUUAUAGUGUGUUAACCUGGACCCGUAGAGAGUCAUUCUGUUCCCUUUAUACCCUUUAUAGAGUGUUAACCUGGACCCAUAGAGAGCCAUUCUGUUCCCCUUUAUAGAGUGUUAACCUGGACCCAUAGAGAGUCAUUCUGUUCCCUUUAUAGAGUGUUAACCUGGACCCAUAGAGAGCCAUUCUGUUCCCCUUUAUAGAGUGUUAACCUGGACCCGUAGAGAGUCAUUCUGUUCCCUUUAUAGUGUGUUAACCUGGACCCGUAGAGAGUCAUUCUGUUCCCCUUUAUAGUGUGUUAACCUGGACCCGUAGAGAGUCAUUCUGUUCCCCUUUAUAGUGUGUUAACCUGGACCCGUAGAGAGUCAUUCUGUUCCCUUCAUAGUGUGUUAACCUGGACCCGUAGAGAGAGUCAUUCUGUUCCCUUUAUAGAGUGUUAACCUGGACCCAUAGAGAGUCAUUCUGUUCCCUUUAUAGAGUGUUAACCUGGACCCAUAGAGAGUCAUUCUAUUCCCCUUUAUAGAGUGAUAACCUGGACCCAUAGAGAGUCAUUCUGUUCCCCUUUAUAGAGUGUUAACCUGGACCCAUAGAGAGUCAUUCUAUUCCCCUUUAUAGCGUGUUAACCUGGACCCAUAGAGAGUCAUUCUGUUCCCUUUAUAGAGUGUUAACCUGGACCCAUAGAGUCAUUCUGUUCCCUUUAUAGAGUGUUAACCUGGACCCAUAGAGUCAUUCUGUUCCCUUUAUAGAGUGUUAACCUGGACCCAUAGAUAGUCAUUCACAGGGUGAUUAACAGGACAAACAUGAUGCUAGAUUAAGAUGUAUAUAGAUGAUUAGGUGUCUGGUCUAUUCAGGGCUCUGGUUAAAAGUAGUGCACUAUAUAGGGAAUGGGGCUGUAGUAUAAAGUAGUGCACUAUAUAGGGAAUAGGGCUGUAGUAUAAAGUUGUGCACUAUAUAGGGAAUAGGGCUGUAGUUAAAGGUAGUGCACUAUAUAGGGAAUAGGGCUCUGGUCUAAAGUAGUGCACUAUAUAUGGAAUAAUGCUGUAGUUAAAGGUAGUGCACUAUAUAGGGAAUAGGGCUCUGGUCUAAAGUAGUGCACUAUAUAGGGAAUAGGGCUCUUGUCUAAAGUAGUGCACUACUACAGCCUCUAUGUGAGUUUGGUUGGGCACAAGCCUGGGCCUGUGUGUAAAGUAGUGCACUAUAUAGUGAAUAAGGGGCCAUAUUGGACACAAGCCUGGGCCUGUGUGUAAAGUAGUGCACUAUAUAGUGAAUAAGGGGACAUAUUGGACACAAGCCUGGGCCUGUGUGUAAAGUAGUGCACUAUAUAGUGAAUAAGGGGCCAUAUUGGACACAAGCCUGGGCCUGUGUGUAAAGUAGUGCACUAUAUAGUGAAUAAGGGGCCAUAUUGGACACAAGCCUGGGCCUGUGUGUAAAGUAGUGCACUAUAUAGUGAAUAAGGGGCCAUAUUGGACACAAGCCUGGGCCUGUGUGUAAAGUAGUGCACUAUAUAGUGAAUAAGGGGCCAUAUUGGACACAAGCCUGGGCCUGUGUGUAAAGUAGUGCACUAUAUAGUGAAUAAGGGGCCAUAUUGGACACAAGCCUGGGCCUGUGUGUAAAGUACUUCUGCAUUCUAAAGUGUUGGUAUUCCAGCAUCUUGUAUCUUUUAAUAAAGGUGAUUUAAUCAGCCA